Molecule: messenger RNA, 1650 nt
Organism: Papilio polytes (common Mormon)
Lineage: Eukaryota; Metazoa; Arthropoda; Insecta; Lepidoptera; Papilionidae
Product: transmembrane protease serine 9-like
Exons: 7
Coding region: 51-1577 (508 amino acids)
Biological process (GO): proteolysis
Molecular function (GO): serine-type endopeptidase activity
Source: RefSeq, a predicted model, not a curated record
GUUACGAUUUAAAUUAUAUGAAUGUCUUUUAGGACGGAACAGAAUAAACAAUGGCGUCAGCUAAGGAGUUUUUAUUCGUAUUCUUUAUUGCAGGGCUUGCGAUAGCUGUAGAGAGCGGUCGUAUCGUGGGGGGUCAGCCGGCUCCCAUUGAGCGAUACCCUUCCAUAGUGCAGGUGAAUAUUCUCAGCAACAGCGGUGUGUGGGGAGAUUGGUGUGGUGCCAGCAUUCUGACCACCAGAUAUGUCCUUUCUGCCGCACAUUGCUUCGAUGGAGUCCUUUUCGAUCCUUCAAAGCGUCGCAUCAGAGCUGGUACAGCACAAAAGAACGUCGGAGGGAUGGUAGUGUACGUUGAAAGGGCUUACAACCACCCUAGCUUUGGUCUGCUGGCUUUGGAUGGUGACAUCUCCGUAAUACGGCUUCAGUCUGCUCUGGUCUACUCCCCUACCAUCCAGCAGGCUACCAUCGUCGCACAAGGAUCACAACUUCCCGACAAUGUUCCAGUCGUAUACGCUGGUUGGGGCGCUAUGUGGGAGAAUGGUCCAUCUUCCGAUGUCCUGCUCGAUACAACAGUUUUCACCAUCAACCGCGAAUUGUGUGCGCAACGUUACGAGGAGAGUCCUUUCCCGUUCGUCGUCACCGAGAACAUGAUCUGCGCUGGUAUUCUAGACGUCGGCGGUCGUGAUGCUUGCAAUGGAGACUCUGGUGGCCCGAUGUACUACGGCCAGAUCCUCGUUGGCACUAUCUCCUUUGGUAUCGGCUGCGCCAACGCCACCUUCCCCGGAGUAGUCGCUUCGAUCGCAUCUUACACGGACUGGAUUGUCGCGACUGCUAUUUGCAUUGCGGCGGCAAAUGGCGGUCGUAUAGUAGGAGGUCAGCCGGCACCCAUAGAGCGGUACCCUUCCAUCGUACAGGUGGACGGUUUGGGAGUAUUCACGGGCGCUUGGUCACAGAACUGCGGCGCCAACAUUCUCACCUCCAGAUACGUCCUGUCCGCCGCACAUUGUUUCGCUGGAUUCUUCUACGAGCCAUCCCGCCGUCGUAUCAGGGCUGGCACCGCUGACAGGAACUUCGGCGGUUCUAUUGUGUAUGUUGAGAGGGAGUUCAAUCACCCGAGCUACGGUCUGCUGGGCAUGGACGGUGACAUCAGCGUGGUGCGCUUGCAGUCGGCUCUGGUCUACUCGCCCGUCGUCCAGCAAGGCACCAUUGUCGCUCAGGGCACACAGGUGCCGGACAACGUGCCGGUCGUCCACGCCGGAUGGGGUGCUACUUCGCAAGGAGGUUCCGCAUCAAGUGUUCUUCUCGACACUACAAUCUACACUGUAAACAACGACCUUUGCCGAGAGAGGUACCUGCAUAGUCCACGACGAGACAUCGUUACACCCAACAUGAUCUGUGCUGGUCUUCUUGACAUCGGAGGUCGUGAUGCCUGCCAAGGAGACUCUGGAGGCCCUCUAUACUUCGGAGAGAUCAUCGUCGGCGUCGUCUCCUGGGGGGAGGGUUGUGCAAAUGACACCUUCCCCGGAGUCAGCACCGCUGUCUCACCCUACACUGACUGGAUACUUGCAACUGCAGCGUGAAAUUUUACUUAAGAUAUAACUUAUGUUUGAAUUUAAUUUUUAGUUCUUGAAAUAAAAUAUGCUUUAAUGUUAA